CCGCAGCCCAGCUGGAGAAUGCCUGUAAUCUUCGCAAGCAGAGGGGUACCAGUACGUACCUAUGUAGAUACCUACUAGCCCUAGAUACAUGCCCACCUAAGGCGCGAAAAUACAGUGCAUCUACGGCGCGGCCACCGCCGACACUCCGCCAAUCCGCACCUGUAUCAACCAAAUCCAUCAUCAGCCACGAACCGACGAACAACACCACUGUCUUUUCCCAUCGGCAUUGGCAGCUUAUCACCGCUGAGCCCUGGCCCCUGGGUUCUAGCACCACUACCGGAUCGGAGACGCGCCCUCGGGGUUCGGUACCUAUAGUACGUGGCGCUCAGGACUUCUUCCCCAGAUCGAAGCCUCAGAAGAUGGCUUAAUACCUGGCUGUGCAUCGACGUCCUCGCCUCAUCGCCUAUCCACCCUGCACCUCCUUUCAGGAGAGAAGCGGAACUAGCUGGGAACGCGGCGGCUAGCCGGUUAGUCGUGCAGAUCGUGCGUGAUGCAGCCUCUGUGCGUACACCACGUCGCCGCGAGGACGGCGGUGCGCGAGUGCAGGGGAAGAGGGGGGAGCUUCCGAUGGCUUACACGGGGCGGCCGCCGUAGGCACUAUGCCACCGCCCCGGGCUCCAAGGGGCCGCCGCCGCCUCCGAAGCUACCGCGAGCCUCUCCCAAGCCUCUCCCCUUCCAACCAGCCGCAGCCCGCAGCCCUGGGGCCCACCCGAAACCAGGUACCUCCUCAUCAUCUUCUUCCUCCUCGUCCCAGCACCAAGGCCAGAAGCAGCAGCAGCAGCAGCCCGUCUCAGAGCUCAUCCUGACGCGGUGGCUGCCGCUCUUCGGCGCGGGCGCCGCGGCCGUGUGCGUGGGGUUCUUCACGGCGUCGCUGGCGUACUACUGGCGGGCGCAGCCGGCGUCGCGGUGGGACGCGGGCGCGGAGCCGGAGCUGCCGACGGGGCGGCCGUCGGUGCAGUCGCCGCGCGAGUUCGACGCGCACCUGGACAAGUCGGAGUGGCGGCUCGGCAUCACGAAGCUGCGGCGCCGCGUGGCCGCGCGCGCGCGGGGCCACGUGCUCGAGGUCGCCGUCGGCGCCGGCCGCAACUUCGACUACUACGACUGGGAGCUCGUCGUCGCCGACCUCGCGCGCGCCGCCGCCGAGCGGGAGCAGCUCGAGAAGCCCGGAGGCGGCGGGUCCGCCUGGUUCGGUUGGCGCGCGGGGUCCGGGCCCGAGAGCGACGGGGACGGCGCGCCCCCGCCCAGGAGGAAGACCCCCGCCCAGGUCAGAGCCGACCUCGCCAAGAUGGAGACCGGCAUGCUCAGCUUCACCGGCCUCGACAUCUCGGCGCCGAUGCUCGACCUCGCGCUGACGCGCGUCCGCCAGGUCGUGCCGCACAUGGCGGACGUGAUCCCGAAGCGGCCCUCAUUCGCGCAGCUCGCGUCGGAGCUAGGCCCCGGCGCCGGCGGGCCCCCGGAGGGCGUGGCGCUCGCAGGUGGGCGGCUCCGCAUCGUGCGCGCGGACGCACAGAAGGCCCCGCUGCUGGAGCCGCCGCCUCUGGGCGCCUCCUCGGGCGACGUGCCACCCCAGAAGUACGACACGGUGAUCCAGACCUUCGGCCUGUGCAGCGUGCGCGACCCGGCGGCGCUGCUGCGCAACCUCGCGGCGGCCGUGCGCCCCGGCACGGGCCGCAUCCUCCUGCUCGAGCACGGGCGCAGCGACUGGUGGGCGUUCGUCAACGGGCUGCUGGACCGCGGCGCGCUCGGCCACUUCGUGCGCUUCGGCUGCUGGUGGAACCGCGACAUCGAGGGCAUCGUGCGCGCCGCGGCGGCCGAGGCCGGCCCCGGCCCCCGCCUCGAGGUCCUCCGCCUCGAGCGCCCUGGCUGGUUCACCGUCGGCACCCACGUCCUCGUCGAGCUGCGCGUGCGGCCCCCCGGCGACCCCGACCCCGCCGAAGAGCUCGCGGACUCGUCGGCGACGGAGACCCCCGGGUGGUGGGCCUGGUCCUCCGGCCUCCUGUCUGUCAAUAGUCGCGACCGCGACGCGACCGGGACUAGCGGUGGCGGCAGCGCCGCCAGCGACGAGCAGCAGAGGAAGGACGAGGGCCCGCGAGACAGAUAG
Messenger RNA from Durotheca rogersii, 2101 nucleotides. RefSeq lists its product as uncharacterized. Bases 491 to 2101 code for a protein of 536 amino acids. The transcript has a single exon. The record is from RefSeq and is a predicted model, not a curated record. Lineage: Eukaryota; Fungi; Ascomycota; Sordariomycetes; Xylariales; Xylariaceae.